AUGCCGUCCUUCAUCCAAGAAUCCUGGCUCCUGACCUGUGCGAACGAGGGCCGCCUGACACCAAAGAUCGUCCAUCUCGAUGUCAACGAAGGGCGCGUAAGGAGCGAUAAAGACCUUGCGCUCGCCCUGCGAGAGCACUACGACCAGCUCAACCGCCGUUGGUUCAACUGGGCUCGUCUUCGCGGGCUGACGACCAUCGAGUUUGUUCAAUUCGAAGUCCAUCGCAAUCGCUUCGCUGAUAUCCGUGCGACACCGUCCAUGCCGCCCAAGUCGGCUGCCUCUUCAGCGUCGACCAGCGAACCAGAGAAGUCUGCAGCGCCGUCUCAGCAUCCGUACACCUUUGAGCCCAACGACCUCCUGCCGCCUGUUGGUAGCACAUAUCUUCUCCAUUUGUUCAAGCAUCCGCAGGACUAUGAGGGCGAGCUGAUUACGUAUCUUCGCAGUCCGAAACGGCGACAGCGGUUGGAGUUCGGUAUGGGCUGGGGCGUUCAUCUCGUGGAGGGAUUUCUUGCGCAGCGCGUGUGGGCAGUUACGAUGGGCAUUUGCGGCUUGGGUAGUGCGGUGUUCGCGAUUCUGUGGACGAUUAGGAAUGGCGAUAUCCAGGGUGCUUUCGGAGUCGCUCAGUGGGUGUUGGGUGUUGCGGUAUUGUUGGUUGGUGGUAUGCAAGCGUGGUUGGAGUAG
Messenger RNA from Alternaria ventricosa, 681 nucleotides. RefSeq lists its product as uncharacterized. The transcript has a single exon. The record is from RefSeq and is a predicted model, not a curated record. The coding region runs from base 1 to 681 and encodes 226 amino acids. Lineage: Eukaryota; Fungi; Ascomycota; Dothideomycetes; Pleosporales; Pleosporaceae.